ACACACACCCAUUUGCCUUUGGCUGUAUAUUUGCAGGGUGUUCCCCCUCUCGUGAAUAUACCGCGUAAAUCCUCGAGAUGUUGGCCACAGAUCACCAUCUCUAUUACCUGCUACGGUCUUAGGACCAUGCCCUCACACAAAAGGAAAGAAUAUUAUCAGUUUUGAUUUUGAUCGUCGAUCAGAGAUAUAUCAAAUUGAGAGUUCUUAUAAAAACAUUAAGUAAAAGUUACAAACGAUCACUUUGGAAUCGUAUGACAUCUCAACAGAUCUAAUCACGCGAUAUUUUUAACCGGAUGUAGCUACAGCUUUCUUCAUCUAAAAAUGAGGUGAUAUAACGACACGCUUCAGACUUCGUAGUUAUAAGACUUUCUUAUCAGUGUCUCAUCCAGGACUCACAUCUACCUGUUGAUAACAAUAUUCCGCGAGAUAUUUAUUAUCAUUCCAUGAUCGGCGUGUAUAGCCGCUUUAUCGUGCAACAUCGUAACAUCGUGUAACGUAAAAUGGAAGUAUCUGUAUCCUGUGUGCUGACUGCUCUCAUGGUAAUAUUCUGUGCAAUCUUUUCUCCAUCUCACUCAUUCAACGUGACGGCUAAUGAUACAAACGUAUGCAAUACCACCCAAACGUACAUAGUAACAUAUCGUACCCCUCAAUCUCGGAGCGAGCGGUACACUGAAUAUUGUAACUGGUGGUCCUGGAGGGAAUGUUCUUACUACAGGAUAGUUUACAAGCUCGUGUCAACUUUACACCAAGUUAAUAGAUCUGCGCUUACAUGUUGUGAUGGUUGGAUUUAUUCAAAUACAACAAAUGCCUGUGAUAUUCCCCUGUGUGAUCCUGUAUGCAUUGAAGGACAUGGUGUUUGUACGGCGCCUGGUAACUGCUCCUGCGGCCCUGGUUUCGUCGGCUCUCGAUGCGAGCUGAUAUGUCCUUCGGGUACAUUCGGCCAGAACUGCAGUCAGAAUUGCUCUUGUGCUGGUGAUGGUCCGUGUCAUCAUGUCACCGGGGAAUGCACCUGUUCACCAGGGCGGAUGGGAGUGGACUGCAAUGAAACCUGCCCGGAAGGGACAUAUGGUGCCAACUGCUCAUUCUCUUGUCUUUGUCGGAAUGAUACUACUCAGUCAUGUGACCCUGCUAAUGGGCUUUGUAGUUGCAAGCCUGGAUGGACAGGUUCAAUCUGCAAUGAAAGUUGUCCACCAGGAACAUAUGGACCAGAUUGCAGUCUUCGAUGCUCUUGCUCUCAUGGCGGUACAUGUCAGGCAAUGAAUGGAUCCUGCAUUUGCGGAACUGGGUGGACUGGCAUCCAGUGUGAUACACCAUGUCCGGCUGGAUUUCAUGGUCCAGGAUGCCAACAUCAAUGUGAUUGUGCCGGCGGAGGAUCGUGUGAUCGAUUUACAGGACUAUGUUCUUGUGAUGUUGGACUUCAAGGACCUAACUGCAAUGAGACGUGUGAUCCUAAUUUUUAUGGACUGAAUUGCUUCAAUCGAUGUUCCUGUGAAAAUGGUGGCUUAUGUGAACCUAUUAAUGGAACAUGUAAGUGUGCAACUGGAUGGCAGGGCGAAUCAUGUGACCAGCCAUGUCCAAGAGGGACCUACGGAAUCAACUGUCAAUCACCCUGUCUCUGUCGCAACGACGGAUCGUGCAAUCACAUUACCGGAGUGUGCACAUGCUCGGCCGGAUUCAUGGGAGCGACUUGUGAGAGUCAGUGUGCGGAGGGGACCUACGGUGUUGGAUGCUCUGAGAGAUGUGAAUGCCAAAAUGGUGGUAACUGUAGCCAUGUUGAUGGUAGUUGUUCAUGUGCAGAAGGCUACAGAGGAAUCUUUUGUUCCAUGCUCUGCCAAGAUGGAUAUUAUGGAAGCAACUGCUCAUCUCGCUGUACCUGCACACACGGGGACUGUAAUCACAUGACUGGCCUAUGUGAUGUAUGUAGACCUGGAUGGGAAGGAGACCUUUGUGAUCAAAGAUGUGUAGAGGGUUACUACGGUGACCAAUGUAACCAGACUUGCCAAUGCCAGAACGAAGGGCGGUGCAACCAUGUCAAUGGAACAUGUACCUGUUUGAGUGGAUGGAUGGGUGAGGUGUGCAGUGAUCCAUGUCCAGCCGGUACCUAUGGGCAGGAGUGCCUAUUCCAAUGUGCCUGCUCCAAUGGAGGGACUUGUAGAGCUGAUAACGGGGAAUGUAUGUGCCCCCCUGGAUACCAAGGAUUUUUCUGUGAAAAUCCAUGUGUAGAAAAUUAUUAUGGCCAAGGUUGUCUUGAGCAAUGCAAUUGCGAGAACGAUGCUGCUUGUGAUCAUGUUACUGGGAACUGUACCUGUCUCCCUGGAUGGGAUGGUCCAUUCUGUGCAGAGUCAUGUCCAUCUGGUUACUUUGGCGAUAGAUGCCAUCAGGAGUGUAGGUGUGGAAACCACUCUUCGUUCUGUAAUCCUUUGACUGGUGCCUGCACAUGUACAAGUGGAUGGCUUGGUGAAUCAUGUGAUAUUCCUUGUCCAAAUGGUUAUUAUGGAAUGAAUUGUCUGUUGAGAUGUAUGUGUGAAAACGAUGGACAAUGUGAUCCUACCACUGGAGAUUGCAGCUGUCUUGAUGGAUUCUUUGGACUAUUCUGUGGUUCUGACUGCCAUGUCUUAGAAGGUAACUGGUAUGGCCAAGAUUGCUCUGAACCUUGCCCUUGUGAGAAUGGAGCUUACUGUGAUCAUCGAGACGGGAGCUGUACAUGCGAACCAGGAUGGAGUGGAGAACACUGCCAAGACCCUUGCUCCAUUGGAUUCUUUGGCAUAGGAUGUAACUCCUCUUGUGAAUGCGAGAAUGGGGGCAUCUGUGAUCAUGUGACAGGGAACUGUGAUUGCAUGGAUGGAUACAUUGGGGACAGAUGUCAAGAAACAUGCCCAGAAAAUUAUUAUGGACGUAGGUGCAGUCAGCCAUGUGACUGCCACAAUGAUGGCUCAUGCGAUGGUUUUACAGGUGACUGCACGUGUGCUUCAGGUUACACAGGGAAAUCUUGCAGUCAAGUUUGCCCCAAUGGAACCUAUGGCCUUUCUUGCUCAGAGAACUGUCAAUGUGCAGACAACGCUAUCUGCUCACACACUGAUGGUACCUGCAUAUGUGGGGCUGGUUUCACAGGCCCCUUGUGUCAAGAGCCAUGCCCUGAAGGAAAAUUUGGAGCUAAUUGCUCUCUUACAUGCCGUUGUGUAAACGGUGAAUGUGAUGGUGUCACUGGAAGAUGUAGUUGCUUGGCUGGAUGGAAAGGGUCUACGUGUGAAUCUCACUGUGAUUUUGGUUAUUAUGGUUUAGGUUGUAUGGAACUGUGCCUUUGUGAAAAUGGUGCCUUUUGCAACAAUACAAAUGGCAACUGUACCUGUGCUAAUGGCUGGCAAGGUGGUGUCUGCAGUGAACCAUGUGAACUAGGAUUCUAUGGUAACAAUUGUCAAGAAGUUUGCUCCUGUGAAAAUGGAGCUUACUGUGAUCAUGUGAGCGGAGUGUGUCACUGUUUGCCAGGAUAUAUUGGAGACCAUUGUGAGGAUACCUGCCAAAACGGAUAUUAUGGAUCAAGAUGUAGCAGUGUUUGUGCAUGUCAGAAUGGAGGAGUAUGUGAACACACCAAUGGAACAUGUCAUUGUCCUGCUGGAUUCUAUGGCCCUUUAUGUGAACUCCAAUGUCCUCAAGGAUUUCAUGGUGUUGGUUGCCAGUUAGAUUGCCAGUGCCAGAACAAUGCCACAUGUGAUCAUGUGACCGGAGCCUGCCAAUGUCGACCAGGGUAUAUCGGUGCACUCUGCGAGACACCGUGUCAAAAUGGGCACUAUGGUGACCGAUGCAAAGAGCAGUGCCAGUGUUUUCAUAACAGCUCCUGUGAUCAUGAGACUGGGGUCUGCAUAUGUGCCAAAGGUUACAUCGGUGACAUGUGUCAGCAUCCAUGCCCAAGACCUGACCUUUAUUUUGGUCGGAAAUGUGAGGAGCCAUGCAUUUGUCCACUUGGAGGUCUCUGCCAUCAUGUGACUGGUGUGUGUCUUUGUGAAACGCUUGGUGAUGGAUCCGGAGCUGCUUGUAGUGAACCAUGUGAUGAUGGUUACUAUGGCAAUGCUUGUAGGAUGCAGUGUUACUGUCAGAACGGAGCAUCUUGUGAUAGAGUGACAGGAGACUGUAGCUGUACACCAGGCUGGAUAGGAGAACACUGCACAGAUCCAUGCCUCCCUGGGUACUUUGGUCAAGACUGCGCCUCAAUCUGUAGAUGCAAGAAUGGUGGUACCUGCGACCAGAUGUCAGGUAGAUGCACCUGUGCUCCAGGUUGGAAAGGACCUAACUGUGAGAGUGAGUGCAAUGAAGGAACAUAUGGAGUCAACUGCAAUUCAACUUGUACCUGUCAGCAUGGUGGACUUUGUGAUCAUGUUACUGGGGAUUGCACCUGUCUUCCAGGUUACCAGGGAGUCCACUGCGAAAGACUCUGUGAUGAAGGAUUCUAUGGAGUUCUAUGUCAGGAAAGCUGUCUUUGUGUAAAUAAUGGUGUAUGUAAUCCCAUGAAUGGCUCAUGCUCCUGUCCACCCGGAUACAGGGGAAGGUUAUGCGAGUACCAGUGCCCAGUUGGAACCUAUGGGCAGGACUGCAGUAAACUCUGCAAUUGCCAUAAUGGUGGUACCUGUGACUUUCGUACUGGGAAAUGUACAUGUAGUCCAGGCUGGCGGGGUGAUCAUUGUGAGUAUGAAUGCCAAGGUGGUUGGUAUGGAUACGAGUGCAGUGAUAGAUGUGCCUGUACCAAUGGAGCAUCCUGUCACCAUGUCACUGGAGAAUGCACCUGUUUGGCUGGAUGGAUGGGAGAUUACUGCAAUGUGCAGUGUCCAGAAGGAUUGUAUGGUCUUGGCUGCAACAGCACCUGCCAAUGUCAGAAUGAUGGUGUAUGCAAUAGGAUCACUGGGUUCUGUGACUGCACAGAUGGUUGGCGUGGAACCUUUUGUAGCCUACCUUGUCACCAGGGAUGGUUUGGUAGUGGGUGCUUGGACCGUUGUGAUUGCCUGAAUGGAGCUGUUUGUGACCAUGUUACUGGUGUCUGUAGCUGUACACCUGGCUGGCAGGGGGUAAACUGUGCCACAUCCUGCGACUUGUGGCAGUAUGGCAGUUACUGCAACCAUACUUGCCAUUGUGAUGAUUCAUCAUCUGCCUCCUGUAAUCCCAUAUCAGGGUUGUGUGAGUGUAUGCCAGGGUGGAUUGGAAGGACUUGUAGUGAUCCAUGUCCCUCUGGAUUCUUCGGACGAGAUUGCGGGAUGAACUGUGGUUGUGAAAACGGGGCCACUUGUGAUCCCGUCGAUGGGUCAUGUAACUGUAAGCCUGGAUUCAGAGGUGUGUUUUGUGAAAAGAUGUGCUUGGAUAACACAUAUGGAAGUGGGUGUAUCAAUACAUGUAACUGUGUGAAUUCUUAUUCCUGCUCUCCUUUCACUGGUGAGUGUUUGUGUUGGCCUGGAUGGACUGGUGAGAGAUGUGAUCAACAAUGUCCUCAGGGUUCUUACGGUGAUGGUUGUAACUACACCUGUGAUUGCUUGGUUGGAGAUGACUGUGACCCUGUCAGAGGCAGAUGCAACUGUUCAUCAGAUUCUGAACCACUUUGUCAAAAUGGUGCUAUCUGCAAUGGUCAUUCCUGUUCUUGCUCUGCUGGAUGGAUGGGAGACCAGUGUGAGACACCAUGUCCUAUCGGCCAAUAUGGGGAGGAUUGCAAUCAGGAAUGUUCCUGUCAGAAUGGUGCUAGCUGUGACAGGUUCAAUGGGGAGUGUUCAUGCCAACCAGGCUGGGUAGGUCCCUACUGCACUAGACUUUGUCCUGAUGGCUUCUAUGGGCAGUGGUGUCGCCUACCAUGUGCUUGUGCUAAUGGUGGUUCAUGCAAUCAUGUAUCAGGUGAGUGUGUCUGUGCUCCUGGAUUCACUGGGGAUCAUUGUGAAGAGUCAUGUCCAGCUGGAACAUAUGGUCUCCAAUGUCUGUCAACUUGCUCAUGCCUAAAUGGAGGCAUAUGCCAUGGGACAACGGGUGAUUGCAUCUGCCAAGCAGGCUGGGAGGGGCCAACAUGCUCGAGCCCUUGUUCGUCAAGAUACUAUGGAAAUCUCUGCAUGGAAGAGUGCCAGUGUCAGAAUGGUGCCCUCUGUGACCAUGUUGAUGGCUCGUGUACCUGUGGUAAUGGUUGGCUUGGGGCUUAUUGUGAUAUCCCCUGUGAUGAUGGUACCUAUGGGCCAAACUGCCACAUGACAUGUUCCCACUGCCCACAGUAUCGUUGUGCAAACACUGAUGGAAGGUGCCUUCUGCUAGAGUGUCAACCAGGACAGUGGGGACAGGAUUGUGAGCAUGUCUGUCUGUGUAGGAAUGAUGGAGCAUGCAAUAGGCUGAAUGGAACUUGUUACUGCCCUGCAGGUUUCAUUGGAGACUUUUGUGAAUAUGAAUUCUUCCCCAUAGAAGAUGAUAUCAAUGAUUCUGAUCAAGUCAUUAAUGUCAGUCCUAAAAAGAGGACAGGUUCUGUGCCAAAAUUGACAGUAUCGGUUUCCUGUAUUGUCCUUAUUCUUGUAAUCAUUGCGGUCGUAGCUGUGGUAAUUUGGUACAAAAGAAAAAACAGGGGAGCCUACAGAAUUGAAGACCCGUUAUAUGUGAUGGGAACAGGUGGCAAUGACAGCCCCAUUAGUGAACAAGUUCAAAUGUCAACGAUGGAGUCUGUCACUAGUACAGGAUCAUUCAAUACAAGUGAUGAGAGACAGUUGAUUGAUGAUACAUCAACAGGAGAGAAGGAUGUGUCUAGCUCCAAAGAAAACUCAAAAGACCUCAAAGAUGACCCUUCAUUAAGCUUCAAGAAUCCACUCUAUGGGAAUAACAUAUAAGCCAUUCAGGAGCUUCUGAACUUCACAACCAGCUUUUCUCUUUGAAGUCAACCAUAAGAUUUUUAAAUAACUUAUGCACAGCUUUUUUUUGCAGACCUCUAAUAAAGUCCUUAUAAGAAGUAGACACUUUUAUAGAGGCAUUAGCAUGUCAUUUCCGUCAGAUUUUCAUCCAAUGGCUGCCAUCAAUAUUGACAGAUUAAGGAUUUUGCAAGAUUGAUUCAAUGAGUUCAGUCGGUCUCAUUAAAUUUAUUGAAAUGUCUUGCCUAUUACUCACUUAGAAAGGCAAAUUAAAAGUUACCACUGAUAAAUAACACUUAAUGGAUGCAGAUGCAAUAUCAUAUUUUAAAGGCAGUAUUAAUUGUCCGGGAUUUGAAUUCAAAAUCGCUGAUUCAGCUGAUGGUGCAAUCAUAAUUGCAAUUUUUUUUUAGAUCAGACAGGAAUGACCAGAGCUUUAUAAGCCAAGCUGUCAGUUAUUCAUCAAGAUACCUAUGAUGUUGCAAUAAGGAUACCACCAUACCAUUAAUAAUUCUUCCAACAGGCAUGGUCUAUGUAUCUUGUAUGCCUUACUCUUGGUUACCCCAAUGGUCUGAUAGCUGGGUGCUCUCGGAUACACCAUAUGAUUAUCCAUGAUUAUUUGUCAACUAUUAAGUUUGUUAUUGACUAUCUUUUUUUAAAUAGUUCAGAUACGCUGUAUUGUUGAUAAUUUACAAAGGAGAAAUGUAUACAUUAUACCUCUCAUUCUAUCAAAAUCAUAUUUUCUCUACUUUUCAUAAAAUUAAUUUAUCCAUUUAAGGUGGAACUGCAUAUGGACAAUGAAUAAGUGAGCGACUGCACUUUUUCAAAUUCUACCUAAUUUUGGUCCUUACGUUCAGUUUAUUUCUCCAAAUGCAUCAACAAAAGUUGAUUGGUCAAGUGUUUUUGUUCAUUCCAUUAGCUUGUAUAAUUAUAGCUGGUAACUUCCGGGGGUAAUUUGCCUUUGAUAAAAAGUUAUACAAAACAGAUCCUGGGCUGAAUGUAACACAACUUUGUCACUUUACCGUUAGUUGUAUGGAAGAAUGUGAGCUGCCUUGGAAACUAGAUAUUGCUUGGACACAGUAGCGUACGCAGGGGGGUGGUUACAGGUGUUCAACCCCCCCCCCCCCCGAUAUUAUUUUCAAAACUUUUUCUUUUUGCUUGUCAAUUUGUUUUGGGGUAGGAAACGACCUAAAAUUGUUUUUUUAAUUUAUCAACAUUUUAUUCAGCUUGAAAGCCCCCUCAAAAAAUUCCUGCAUACGCUACCGCUUGGAGAUGAUACUAUAACUAUGGGUGUGAUGAAUUGUAACCUGGGGGGGGUAUUCUGACCAUUGUCUUUUCUCAGAGAUAUGACAGAAUCAGCAUUCUGGUGGAUGUCAUAACUUCUGUCAUAAAAAUUGUCAUUAAUGUUGUCUCUUCUCUUUAGCGCGCACCAAAAAUAUGCGGCUCUAAAAUGCGCAUAAUUCCAAUGUACAAGCAAAAGAUAUGACAAAAGUUAUGACAGUGUUCCAGAAUACCACUCUAGAUUUAUACAUGUCCUGUUUAUUGUGUCUAACUUUAUAUGUAAUAUACUGCAGACAUUUUAGUAUCAAGCUGUCUUGUAUAUCUGCAAAAUUUAUAAUGUUAAAAAACAGUACUCAUUAUAUGUUUAUCAUAAAUUUGUGUGAAUCUCAUAAUCAUUUGUUUGUACGUGUAUCUCUAAGAAGCUCUUGAUAUGGAUAUUGACCUGUAUAUUAUGCAUUAAUUGCAUCAGCUGAAAUGAUAAUAUCUAACUAUGUCAUUAUUUAUCAGUUUAUGGAGUUAUUGAUAAAAUGUUAAUCAAAUUAUAUUCCAUUCUAUUUCCUUUAAAAACCUUUUUCUACUAUUUAGAUUAUUUUCCAUAUCUUGUAGAAAUUAAGAUUAUUUCAAAGUUUGUUUAUGAUUUCAGAGGAGAGAAAAUGUUACUCUGCCUUUCAAAAGAUGUAUUGGUGCAUUUAUUAUUCAGUAAAGGCAACAGCUCCUUGUGAUAUUUCAAGUAGUAGGGAAAAUAGGGGGAGGGGGAAGCAGAGCAUAUGGGAGGUUUGAAUGUAACUCUAUGGUAAAAGAUGAAGUCAACUUUAACCCUAAUUCUCCCGGGGGGGGGGGGGCAUAAUGGCCCCCCUCGACAAUUUUCGCGAUAUAUCUGCUGCGCAAAAUUUUUUGACCUCGCCGCUCACUGACUUUUUACUUUCAAGUCUCGCGCAAAUUUUGAGACCAAAUUUGUGACGCCCGGGUACGCGGUUACGACAUUACGAAACAUUCCCCAAAAUUGCUCAUAAACGUGAUUUCAUGUACAAAUCCAAUGCAAAUUGUGUAUUUAGCCAAAAUUCAUAAAUGUAUCAUUAUUUCUACUUUUACUGAUUAAACUUAAUUAAUUUUGCCUUGUUUAUGAUCAGAAUUAAGUCUGGAACGAUUUCCAUCGAAAAAACAAUAAAAAAACAAAAAGUAAAAAACAAGGUAAAUACAUAAGAAAUAUAAAAAAAACAAUAAAAUACAUAAGAAAUCGGUCUUGGUACCAGAAUUUUUUUCAUUCACAAUUGUUAGGAAUGCUAUAAAGAAUAUUUUCACCAAAAAAUAGCAUUCUAGGAGCUUUAUUUAGUGAAUCAGAGCAAAAAGUAUGAUUUCAUGAAUAAAUUAGCAUAAUUAAUUCAUAUAAAAUAAAAAUAUAUGAAUUUAGUGAAAUUUACCAAUGCAACUGCGUAGAUUACGUCAUUCUCUACCAUCAUGCAAAUUUUUGUUGUGAUCGCGCAAUCCGCGGCUGAGAUCUUAAGGGGGGGCCAUAAUGGCCCUCCCCCCCCCCCCCCCCCCCGGGAAUGACAAGAAUCAAAAUACCCCGGGAGAUUUAGGGUUAAGUCAUCAUGCCCUAACCUUCCAUCAAAAUAUCCAGGCACUGCCCCUGUUUAUCUGUGUGGAUUCAAAAUCUGUUUACUAUUUUUAACAUUUUGAAUUUGUACUGUCAGUCUUGAAAGAUAAUUGUCACUUUUUUCUGUUUCUGCCUAUGAUUAAUCAUUUAUUGUUUGCUUAAAGUAAUUCUAUGUUCAUAAAAUAUCUUUAUGAUGGAUAGUACAAUUUGCAAGAAGUUUGAAUGUUUUGUUUAUCAAGAAGUAUGGUAUUUAUGCUACAACUUGAAAUAAUGAAUUUAUGUAAUUUGUAUGAAAGACUUAAUAUAUGAUGAAUAUAAUUGAUUAUUCCAUUCCUCUCUAUUCACAUGCAAUCAUAUACAAAGUUUGAUUGAUAUUGUUCAAAAGUGUACCCAUAUUUGCAAUGAUUAAAUCUUAUUGCUGGAUCAAGCAUUCC
Messenger RNA from Lytechinus pictus (painted urchin), 10160 nucleotides. Its product is annotated as multiple epidermal growth factor-like domains protein 6. NCBI's taxonomy places the organism in Eukaryota, Metazoa, Echinodermata, Echinoidea, Temnopleuroida, Toxopneustidae. The coding region runs from base 501 to 6833 and encodes 2110 amino acids. The record is from RefSeq and is a predicted model, not a curated record. Gene Ontology annotation, molecular function: zinc ion binding; scavenger receptor activity. The transcript has 29 exons.